Molecule: messenger RNA, 2067 nt
Organism: Verruconis gallopava
Lineage: Eukaryota; Fungi; Ascomycota; Dothideomycetes; Venturiales; Sympoventuriaceae
Exons: 4
Coding region: 120-1847 (575 amino acids)
Biological process (GO): protein folding
Cellular component (GO): nucleus; cytosol
Molecular function (GO): ATP-dependent protein folding chaperone; ATP binding
Source: RefSeq, a predicted model, not a curated record
CAGUAAAUACGUUUCGAAAACCCCAUCUCUGGAGAUCGAGCUGAAGAAAUCUUUGGUUGUUGCGCACAUAAGACGAAGACUUUCAAGAAAAGGGUUUUUUAGCGUUGCAAUCUGCAAAAAUGAGUGAAGAGGAGGCUUCCCCGCGUGUCGCGAUUGGUAUAUCCUUCGGCAAUUCCUACUCCUCCAUUGCGAGGGUCGAUCCUGAAGGUAAAGCUGAGGUUAUUGCAAACGAAGAAGGCGAUCGUCAGAUCCCCAGCAUUCUGUCUUAUGUCGACGGCGAGGAAUUUCAAGGCACUCAGGCAAAGGCCCAGCUCAUUCGGAACUCGAAGAACACGGUUGCUUACUUUAGAGACUUCUUAGGACAAGAUUUUAAAUCAAUAGACCCAACGCCGUGUCACCAGUCUGCUCAUCCAAUCGAAUACAAUGGAACAGUAGCUUUCUCGAUACAGGACAAAGAAGAGGGUGGCCCUUCUCAAGUGAGUGUCUCCGAAAUUACAACACGACACUUGCGACGGUUGAAGAUUUCGGCCUCGGACUUUCUGGGCAAGGACGUCAAUGCUGCUGUUAUUACUGUACCGACCAACUUCAGCGACGCCCAGAAGACCGCAUUGAAAAAGGCUGCAGCGGAAGCCGGAAUUGAGGUGCUUCAGUUUAUUGGAGAGCCUGUUGCGGCUGUGCUUGCCUAUGAUGCACGACCUGGUGCAAGCCAGGCGGACAAAGUGAUCUUGGUAGCGGAUUUGGGCGGUAUACGGUCAGACGUCGCUGUGAUUGCCUCAAGAGGCGGUAUCUACACCGUGCUGGCCACCUCUCACGACUUCGAUGUUAGUGGUUCAAAACUUGACGAAAAGCUCAUGGACUAUUUUGCCAAGGAAUUCUUGAAGAAGUUCAAGAACGCUGACGACCCUCGAAACAAUGAUCGAUCUCUGGCUAAGCUUAGACUCGAGUCCGAGGCUGUCAAGAAGGCAUUGAGCCUGGGUAAUUCGGCUUCCUUCAGCGUAGAAUCACUAGCAAGUGGCAAUGAUUUCACUUGCACAAUCAAUAGGACGAGAUACGAGAUGCUCGGACGACCAGUGUUCGAGGCUAUUGACAGGCUAAUACGACACACGAUUGAGAAAGCUGAGCUAGAUCCUCUAGACAUCACUGAUGUUAUCCUAUCCGGCGGUUUGUCACAUACUCCAAGGAUCGCCGCGAACAUGAAUACUCUCUUCAACGAAAAGGCCACGAUAUGGGCGCCUUCCACUAAGUCGGACGCAAUCAAUCCCUCAGAGCUUGCGGCCCGUGGUGCUGCUGUGCAGGCAAGCCUCAUUGGCGACUUCGAUACCGAGAACAUCGAAGAGAGCUGUGAGCCCGUGGUAACGGUGACCCCGCACCUAAAGAACGCGUUGGGAGUCAUGUGCAUCUCAGAAAGUGAAUCGCACGGCAAGUUCCAGCCCAUUAUUGAAGCAGAUACACCUACGCCAGUUCGGAGAAGUGUGGUUGUUGCAACCCCAAGAGAAGGUGGUGAUGUGCUUGUUAAGCUUGUCGAGGGUCUAAGACAUAUUAAAAUUGAGAAAGUGGAGAAGCCUCAGACGAAUGGUGAGAAGGAUGAAGACGACGACGACAGUGAUGACGACAGCGACGACGAUGAAGAUGAAGAGCCCGAAGAGAAGAGAGAGAAAGUCUGGCACGUUGGCAAGACUAUUGCUGAGCUUGCUGUCAAGGGUGUCCAGAAGGGAGCUAAGGUUGAGGUCCAGAUUGAUGUGAGGCCCGACUUCGCCGUCACCGUCACAGCCCGUGAGGUUGGCGGCAAGGGAGGUGUCAGAGGGCAGGUCAACGCUCCUGCUGUGGCGGAGAAUGGCAGUGCGUGAGUUGAAAUGCUCGUUUCCGGGAGCGCCGUGGAAUGCCAUCUUUCCGUUGAUGAAAGACUGAACGCGACACGAAGACAUAGAGCCGCUCACUGCAUUGUGGCUUUUGGUUUAUGGCAAAACGAAUGCAUGAAUGGGUACGAUGCCUCUUUCCCUGCUGUGAGAAGUUGGCGCCGAAAAUAGACUGUUUUGUCACUAAGUGUAAAAGAUUUAAGUUCUUCAA